UUAUUAUACAGGAAGAUGGCUCCAAAAAGGAGUAUGAAGUAGUUGGACGUUUUCCAUUAGUUGACCCUUGGUGGAAGGUUUGUGUUAAAGCUAUAAAAAUGGGAUCAAAGUACUUCGUGCAAGAAUAUCCCUUCUACUCUCUGCGGACUGAUAUAGAAGAGAACAACCGACAAAUCUUUUCACUCUUUCUUAAGGAAUGUGGUGUUCCUGACUGUUUGAAAGAAAAUUUUUUUACUUGGCUUCCUACGGACACUGUGCUGAGUUUUAGAAAUCUUGUAGAAAAACUAGAACAGUUCCAAGUUUCACAUGUAAAGCCAGGAAGGAGCCGAAGCAAAACUAAUGAUUAUGACAUCUUCUACUAUGUUUCAAAAUCAUUUGCAGGAAAGGUGGUGUUGGUAGCUCUGACUUUUCCGGUGAUACUGGAGUUCUUGCCCAUUCUUCUGCCACGCCAUUUUUGCUGUCUGUUGGAUAUGGUGUCUUGGCAAAGAAAGGCUGAAGAAAGCAAUGGUGCAGAUGGUGAAGAGGCAGAUUUUCAAGAUGAGAUGCUAACAAAAUUGGAUAAGAUAUUAAAGAAUGAGCCAUGGAAACUUGGAUUUAGCAGGAUUGUUUAUAAGGAACUGAAGCUUUCUUACUGUGAGGCAACGUGGGCUGCCUUCCGUCAGUGUGACCGUCUCCUCUGGAAGAUUCCUGAAUUGCAGAAGAAUGCAUUAAUUCUGUAUGAUAAGCUCAAGAAACAGUGUAGAGAAAUGGGACACACUUAUGAAGAUCAAGAUGAAUUAGCUUGUUUCGUAUCUAAAGAUAUGUCCAUUGAGCAUGUUUGGCAGUCUCUCAAAUUUUUGAAAGAUCAGGAGAUAGUGAUUAGAGAGAAGAAGCUGGUGUUCCUCCGUCACCUUUACAACUCUGAAAAGGACAUUGCGAUGUAUAUAGGUCGCCUUCUGUCAAACCACACAUGGAAACUGGAUGCUGAUGUGAGAAAGAUACUUAACAUUUCUGAGACAUCAAGAGAAACAGUAGAUAGCAAAAUAACAAUUACCCAGGCACAUGAAAUGGAACAUCUGAAGGAAAAUAAUCCAGACAAUCAGAAUGGUGAAAAUCACUUCCUUGAAAAGGAAGUAGGGUCUGUGUCUGAUACCCAGAUUAAACGAGAGAUAGACUCAGAUCAGGUGAUGGCUGUGGAAAAGAUUUGUUCUAAUCCUGUCACAAUCAUAAGUGGAAAAGGAGGCUGUGGGAAGAGUACAGUAGUUAGCUGCCUUUUUCGUCAUUUAAAGCAGAUGGAAAAAGAAGUGGAAGCUGCUUCUAAGGACUUUGAAGAAGACUUGGAUGCAUCUGAUGAAUGGAAUACACUUGGUCAUCAUUGGGAAUCAGAGAAUACCUAUGACAAAAAACUUUUGAAUGUACUAUUCACUGCACCUACAGGGAGGGCAGCAAGUCUUUUGAGUGAAAAAACUAAGCUCCCUGCAUAUACGCUGCAUCAGAUUAUCUGUAGUUUUAAGUCAUGGAGGCAGAGUGAACGAGCACAGCCAUGGAAGUUUUCUACUGUGACAGUUCUGAUUGUGGAUGAAGGAAGUUUGGUGUCUGUACACAUUCUUAGUUUAAUUUUAAAACUCUUGUGUGAGCAUGCUCAGCUUGCUAAACUUAUUAUUCUAGGUGAUACUAGACAGCUACCAAGCAUAGACCCAGGAAACAUGUUAGCUGAUGUCUUUGAGGGUCUAAAACCAAGAGGCUUUUCAGUGGAACUGCGAACUAACCACAGAGCCGAAUCGCAGCUCAUUGUAGAUAAUGCCUCAAGAAUCUCUCACCGGCAGCUUCCUGAAUUUGAUGAGGUGCUGCAAGUUUCUGCUUGGAAUGGGGAAAUGACAGUGCCAAGCCCAGAGAAGAAAUUCAUUCUUAUUGCUUUGCCUGCUGGCGGGAAUUGUGACAAUUUGCAAACUGCCAUAAAGACUUUACUUAAAAAGGGGCCAGGAUUGGAGGAUGCUGAACAAUCACAAUUCAUUGCUUUCAGAAGGCAAGACUGCAAUCUAAUAAAUGAACUUUGUUGCCAGCACUAUUCAAAUCAUUUAACCAGAGACCACAAAAAGCGACUUUCGUUUCAAAUUGGGGACAAGAUUUCCUGCAUGAGGAAUACAUAUCUCAAGGAUCUCUUGCCAGGCUGUGGUUUUGGAGAGGGUUCUAAUGGCCAUGGAGAAACCACCAUCACUGCAGGGGCUGCUGAGGAUGACAGACGACUGUGCAAUGGAGACAUAUUUUUCAUAACAGGGGAUGUGGAAAUUGAUAAGCAGCGCUUACUGACCAUCAGCAGCACAUGUGGUUCCACGUUCACUGUGAAGUAUAAGGCACUGAAGAAGCUAUGUCACAUAAAACAUGCAUGGGCCAGAACUAUUCACACAUUUCAGGGUUCCGAGGAGAAGACUGUGGUGUACGUGGUUGGCCAUCCAGGCCGGCAGCACUGGCAGCACGUGUACACAGCCGUGACCAGGGGGCGCUGCCGUGUCUAUGUCGUAGCUGAAGAGCUGCACCUCAGGAGAGCAGUCACCAACAAGAACAUGCCCAGAAAAACUCGCUUACAGAGAUUUUUGAGAGAGGUAAUUGCAGAAACAAACAACCAUCCCAAACAAAUGAUGGAGUGCUGGCAAAAUCAAGAGCUCAAGACUUGGACUGUUGCUGUAAAUGAAGGUGCUCCUGAUGCUCCUGAACCUCUAAGUGACCUCAUUAAACAAGAGUCAUCAGUUGUCUCUGAAGAGCAGACAGGCAGUUUGAAGCAAAGCCCUGGUAAAAGACAACAUACUCUUGCAAAGCAUUCUGAGGCUGCUGCAAAAAUACACCCUGUAAUAGCAGAAUCCCCACUUGGAACUUCCAGACUUAAGAAUCUAACUUUGGGAAAACCAACUCCUAGGAAGCUUCUCAAAAGCUAA
Molecule: messenger RNA, 2912 nt
Organism: Acanthisitta chloris (rifleman)
Lineage: Eukaryota; Metazoa; Chordata; Aves; Passeriformes; Acanthisittidae
Gene: HELB
Product: helicase (DNA) B
Exons: 12
Source: RefSeq, a predicted model, not a curated record